AUGCAAUUUUCAAAGAUUUUCCAAGGUUUAUCAUUAGCUACUUUAGCUUCCACUGUUACAGCUUUCGAUGCUGAUUCCAAAGAUAAUGUCGUUGUUUAUUGGGGUCAAGCUUCUGCUGGAUCUCAAGAAGAUUUAUCAUAUUAUUGUGAUUCCAGUGAUGUUGACGUUGUUGUUUUAUCCUUCUUAAGUUCAUUCCCAGGUUCAAGUGGAACCCCAACUUUAGAUUUAUCUUCAGCUUGUUCUGAUAAAUUUUCAAAUGGUCUUUUGAAAUGUCCAAGUAUUGGUCAAGAUAUUAAAUCAUGUCAAUCAAAGGGUAAAAAAAUCUUACUUGCUUUAGGUGGUGCAAAUGGUGAUUAUGGUUUCACUGGUGAUUCUGAUGGUACAAACUUCGCUGAUACUUUAUGGAACUUAUUCGGUGAAGGUGAAUCUGAUACAAGACCUUUUGGUGAUGCUGCAGUUGAUGGUUUUGAUUUUGAUAUUGAAAAUAAAAACCAAGAAGGUUAUGUUGCAUUAGCUAAAGCUUUAAGAACAAAAUUCUCAUCAAGUUCUAAACAAUAUUAUCUUUCAGCUGCUCCUCAAUGUGUUUAUCCAGAUGAAAGUGUUGGUGAUUUAUUAGCACAAGCUGAUAUUGAUUUCGCUUUCAUCCAAUUUUAUAACAAUUAUUGUUCAUUAGAUAAACAAUUCAAUUGGGAUACUUGGGCAAAAUACGCUAAAUCAACUUCACCAAAUAAAAAUAUUAAAUUAUUCGUUGGUUUACCUGGUGCUCAAUCAGCUGCAGGUUCAGGUUAUGUUGAUAUCUCCACUGUUAAAACAACAUUAUCUACCGUUGGAUCAAAUGCAAACUUUGGUGGUAUUAUGUUAUGGGAUGCUUCUCAAGCUUUCACUAAUAAAGUCAAUGGUGGUACUUUUGCUCAUGCAAUUAAACAAGCUUUAUCUUCAUUAGGUGGUAGUGUUAGUAAUGAUGAUUCAAACUCUUCAGGUCAAGCUUCAUCUUCAACUGUUGCUGCUUCAUCUUCAACUGGUGUUAAUGCAGGUUCCACUUCUACUUCAUCAGUUAAUAAUGGUCAAUAUCAACAACCAUCUUCUGCUCAAGUUUCAACUUCAUCAGUUAACAAUGGAUUAUAUCAACCAUCUGCAUCAGCCCAAGCUCCAGUUUCAUCAGUCAACAAUGGUCAAUAUCAAGCAUCAACUUCAUCAGUCAACAAUGGUUUAUAUCAACCUUCAUCUCAAACUCAAGCUGCUUCAAUUUCAGUUGAUCAAGGUCAAUAUAAAGCACCAGUUCAACAAUCUUCAAACUCUUUAUCAUACCAAGAAGUCACAACAAAUACCUUUUCAGCUUCACCAUCUUCAUUCACAAGUGUUUUAACAUCAAGUCAAACUCAACAACAAGAACAAGCACAAGAUUCUACUAGUCAAACAGCAGCAUCUGCUCAACCAACUGGUGGUAAUCAACCAUCAAAAAUCCCAGAUGAAUGUUCUUCAUUAUCAGGUAUCUCAAAAGCUCAAUGUUUAAAUAAAAAUUAUAAAUCAGGUCAAUAUGAUGGUAAACCAACAGAUUGUGAACAUGGAUCUACAGCAUGCUCUGCAAAUGGUGAAUAUUCAGUUUGUAAUUGGGGUCAAUGGGUAAAUUCAGCUUGUUCUUCAGGUUCAACUUGUUUUGCUUUUAAUCAAGGUGAUAAUGUUUUAAUUGGUUGUAAUUAUCAAUCAGUUGAAUCUCAAUUUGCUAAAAGAUUUGAACAUGUUCAUCAUGAUCAUAUAUAA
Hansenula ciferrii is the source of this 1761-nucleotide messenger RNA. RefSeq names its product Endochitinase. Lineage: Eukaryota; Fungi; Ascomycota; Saccharomycetes; Phaffomycetales; Wickerhamomycetaceae. The transcript has a single exon. Gene Ontology annotation, biological process: carbohydrate metabolic process; chitin catabolic process. Bases 1 to 1761 code for a protein of 586 amino acids. Gene Ontology annotation, molecular function: chitin binding; chitinase activity. The record is from RefSeq and is a predicted model, not a curated record. Gene Ontology annotation, cellular component: extracellular region.